This is a messenger RNA of Diachasma alloeum, 5583 nucleotides long. RefSeq names its product SRSF protein kinase 3 (gene SRPK). Bases 533 to 2443 code for a protein of 636 amino acids. The record is from RefSeq and is a predicted model, not a curated record. Gene Ontology annotation, molecular function: protein kinase activity; ATP binding. Gene Ontology annotation, biological process: protein phosphorylation; regulation of mRNA processing; spliceosomal complex assembly. The transcript is spliced from 5 exons. NCBI's taxonomy places the organism in Eukaryota, Metazoa, Arthropoda, Insecta, Hymenoptera, Braconidae.
UCUAUAACAACGGUGUAAAAAAAAAUCAGUGGCAGAAAUAAAACGGGAACAAGUGCCUGAAAGUGGUUGGAAAGGGUAUUGUAAUCUAAAAAGCGGGAUUUUUUUUAUUUCAUCUCGAUACGUGUUUUGUCACUACUUGAUUCUGGCCUCAAGAGACACUCUGAAAAGAAAAAAAAAUCGAUUGCUACUAUUUUGGAUUUGCGAUUAAAAUCUUUGAAGACUAGACACGAAGAGAUAUUACCACGAAUUUCAUUUUCACCUUGAUCGAAGUAUUCCAAGUUGUCGGCCAUACUCAAACAACCGCCGAGCGAUGAUAAACUCCAAACUGAUCGAAACGUCUUUUAACAAAAAUGUUUGAAUCCUGAAUAUAAUAAAAAUAAAAAAAAUCCAUUGAAAUAAAAAAGUUCUUCAGAUUAUUAAAACAGUAUUGAAGUGCAGCAUUAAAAAAAAUCUUGAUUUUGUUGAUAAUCAAUCGUGUCUCGAGGGUGAACACGUAACGGUUUAAAGCGGUCACCGGACACGCAAAAAUAAUAUGAGCACCAAAGCAUCGGUAAAUCGCCGUGUUUUGGCGAUUCAGGCCAAGAAAAAACGUUAUAAGCAAACAACUAAAAGAAAAGGAAAAAAUCAUACUCAGGGUGAUAGUGAGAACAGUGGUGCAACAUGUUCAAAAACUGCAACACGUCAUUCCACACUCGGUGAGGGUGCACAGGAGGGUGAUGGACAAAGAACGUUUACCACUGACAAUGGAAAUAGGUUGGAACCGAGCCACAGCUCGAGCAAUGAGACCAUCGAGGAUGACGACGAGGUAUACACCAGUGAAGAGGAGGAACAAGAAGACAGUAGUGAUUACUGCAAAGGGGGAUAUCACCCUGUUAAAAUCGGUGAUCUCUUCCUGAACCGUUAUCAUGUAGCAAGGAAAUUGGGCUGGGGUCAUUUUUCAACGGUGUGGCUAUGUUGGGACCUUCAGGAUAAACGGUUCGUGGCAUUAAAGGUUGUGAAAUCAGCAUCGCACUUCACAGAGACUGCACUUGAUGAAAUCAAAUUAUUGAAAGAUGUACGUGAUACAGAUCCGAAUGAUCCAAAACGCAACAAAACAGUACAACUUCUGAACGAUUUCAAAAUAAGUGGUAUCAAUGGUCUUCACGUCUGUAUGGUAUUCGAAGUACUUGGACACAAUUUGCUUAAAUUAAUAAUAAAAUCAAAUUACCGUGGUAUUCCACGUAAUAAUGUCAAGAGAAUCAUAAGACAGGUCCUAGAGGGUUUGGACUAUCUCCACAAUAAAUGUAAAAUCAUUCACACGGACAUUAAACCAGAGAAUGUGUUGAUUUGCGUUGAUGAGGCAUAUAUAAAGAAAUUGGCAUUCGUUGCAACAGAACUGCAUUCACUUGGUCUUAAGCUUCCAGUUUCCCUGAUAUCAACAGCACCAAAAGAAUUUCAAGAGCCAACGCCGAAUGCAAAGAUGUCCAAAAAUAAGAAGAAAAGAAUGAAGAAGAAACAUAAGAGGCAAAACGAGCUUUUGAAAAAACAGAUGGAGCAGAUACAGGAAAUAGAGGAACAGGCAAAACAUGUUCCUAAUUCAAAUGAAAAUGGUGGAGUGAGUGAGACAAAUAGUCCUGACCAGGAUCCCAAUACUGAAAGUAUCGAGGAGAACACUGACUCCAAAGAAUCACCGGAUAUUUCAGAUCCUGCACCGCCACACGUUAAUGGAGUUGAUUCACUAGCUGGUAGUGAUAAAAUGGAUAAUCAGUCGGCUGAAGAUGAGACAAAGAAUGAAGAUGUCACUCCCUGUGAAGUGGACAAAGCCUCUAGUGAGGGAGUCGCUCUAUCUGACCCGGAAAUUCAUGAAGGAUCGAAUGAAGAACUGCACUUGGAUAUACCGGAUAUGAAACCAUCGAAGAAGCCCUCUGUUGCUCCUCUUGAUCCUGCACUUGUCGAUUGUGAAGUUGAAGUUAAAAUUGCUGAUCUUGGGAAUGCCUGUUGGGUUCAUAAAAAAUUCACCGAGGAUAUUCAGACAAGGCAGUACAGAUCGCUCGAGGUUUUACUUGGUGCUGGAUAUAAUACAUCUGCUGAUAUCUGGUCGACAGCGUGUAUGGCCUUCGAGUUAGCUACUGGAGAUUAUCUUUUUGAGCCUCAUAGCGGUGCUGAUUAUUCGAGGGACGAAGAUCAUUUGGCUCAUAUAAUUGAACUACUCGGUGAAAUUCCUCGUAGAAUCGCGCUAUCCGGCAAGUAUUCGAAGGCAUUUUUUACUAAAAAGGGGGAACUCAAACACAUCACGGGUUUGAAGCCAUGGGGCCUGUACGAAGUACUUACUGAGAAAUAUGAGUGGUCACCGAGUGAAGCCCGAGAAUUUGCCGAGUUUCUAACUCCAAUGCUUGAGUUUGAUCCAACUACGCGUGCUACUGCUGCCGAGUGCCUCAAGCAUCCAUGGUUACAGAUCAAGUGAAUUUCACAUGCACCCGUCAUCUCCUCCCCACCCUCUUUUUUUAUUCCAUGUUCUAAUUGACACAUCAUAAACUAAAAUCCUUAAUUUUCAUUGAAUCUACAUCGACGCUCCUGCAGUGCCCGCCGAUAUACUCGCGCAAUUAAUAGCGAGUGUUAAGGAAUUACAAGGUUUGGUAUCAUCAAUAUAAUAAAGAGAAAUCACCAUCAAAUGAAUUAUCAGAACAAACAAUCUGGUAUUUGAAAAUAUUUGGGAAGCGCUCUUAUGAUUUAUGUAUGUUUAACAUAACUAUCAUUUGACGGAUCUUUAGCACAAUUUUAAUUUCAAUUUAAAGAUCAAGUCCUGAAAGGAUAUAAAACAAACUUGACACUCCAAAUAAUUUUUUCCUCACACUCGCGCCCCGUCUCAUUGUUAAUUCGUGUAAUUUAUUGUAACUUUAUUUUUCCCAUUUUUUGUUGAACCGUACUGUUAUUGAUUUCUCCAUUCACCAUUCUCUUUCCUUGUAUGAUUGCAGAUGACAACUUAAAUUAAAUUGAAGAGAAGCGUUAUCGAGAAGCCAAAAGUUUUUUGAAAAAUUUGUCGCGAGAAUCGUCCUUUUUGUACGUAAAAAGAAGUCUCAUAUGAGAUCUCAACGAGGAAAUCUUUUUUAUUAAUACUCAGAUUAAAUGAUUAGAAUUGGGCCAUGCUGCGCGUGCCCACGGAAGAUCUGAAUAAGAUUUCGUUGUAAAAUCAAAUCUAUUUCAUUGACACAGUAAAAUCAUAAUUUUGGCGAGUCCUUGAGAAGUUAUUUUCUCCCCCAGUGAAUCGUUUCGAAGAUUUUUUUAUAAUGCCUCAUUCCUUUUCAUGUUAUAAGUAACAGCUAGAAUAAACUUCUCAAUUUAUUGUACAUAAAGUAUGAGAUCAGAGAAAUUCAUGCGAUUGAGCAUUUAAUUUCCAGUGAUCAGUUGGUUGUUUUCAAUACAUCAUUAUACUCUCGCAUGGAUCUCAAUUGAUCAAGGACUUAUUUGUAGUUUACAAACGAUCAUUGCAGAUCAGAAGUGAAUAUAAUUGUACAAUUAAUCAAGGAACCGAAAAACUAACCGAAUGAAAAAGAUUGAAAUAAUGUUAUUACGUAAAAAUGUUAAUGACACGCUGCGAAUUAGUUUAAUUAAGUGAUUAGGAUGAGUAAAAAAUUGUAGCUCAAUGUCCAGAACGUAAUUUUUGUCUCAUAUCGUAUGGAAUAGCCAUCUAAAAAAUCCAAUAAUACGUGCAAGACAUGAAGUAACCCUUUUUUAGCCCAAAAAAUGAAUUAUAGUUGGGGAGAAGGAGAUUUGUCACCGAUUUUUCAGGCCGAGACAAUAUGGCUAGAGUGAACUGCAAAUGUGUCCAGAAUAUAAAACAAGUCAAUCAAUGUUGACAUUGCGUGUCUCCACCAAGCUUUUUUUGAUGUCAUUGACUCGGUAAAAGGAAACAAUGCGACCGGUAGGAGUAGUUUUUAUUAUUGUUAGUUCUAGAAUGUGAAGGAAACCUUGGUAUUGAUUCAAUUUCAGAAUCACGCAAGGUAGAUAAGAGUCGACCAGAAAUAUUCGGAGACCUGGAGUGCGUGUAAAUCAACCAAUUGACAGAAUUGAAUAUUGUAGACGAAAAAAAGAUAUAAAAAAUAAUACAAUAGAAUUGGUAUUAAUCUGCAUGCUUAGCUGAAAGCUCAUUUUUUCGGCAAUUAGUAGCGAUAUGCCGCAAUAACGAAGAUAAAUGAUGGGAAAUUAUCAAGAAAGAAUGAAGCCUCUAUUAUUAUUCCCUCAAGUGAGAAACUCGGUAAAACAGUGAAGAAUUAAAGUGAUCUCCUCAUGGUUUUUUUUUGCCGAAUGAAAUGAGCGAAAGCACUAUGUGAAUGGACUACAAAAAUAUUUACUUGAAUGGACUGGAGCAUCGGAAAAUUGUGAAGAUUUAUACACGCAGACAUGCCCAGACAAUAUUCAAAUAAAAACCAAAACGAAGGAAGCGAAAAUUCUAACAAAAAAAAAACAUUAAUCAUUUACUACCAAUGUGUAUAUCUUUUCAGUCUUUCCACAUUUUGCAAUUGAUAACGUUUGCUAAACAACCAAUACCGAAGAGUGUUCACUUUUUCUAGGCAAUUCAAAUACUAACGAAUUAUCCUGGUUAAAAUGUGAAAAUCCAGGGAAGUGGGGAAAUAAAAAUGAAAGGAUACAAAUUUUUUCGAGCAUUAUCCAAUGCCGAAAAAAACCGUGUGCUCCAGUCACUCAAUGUGUGAGGCGAUUGUGGAGUAAAAGUGAAGAGCAAAGGUAAACAAAAUUUGAAAUCUGAAAAAUUGUGUAAUAAACAAAAUGAUAAAUGCUAGUUGCGAAUGAAUAUGCUGUCUCCUUGUGCGCCCACCCAUCUACUAUCGGAUUUGUGUACCCAGCAAUAGGAAAAAAAAGAAAAAUAAAUAACAACAGAUACAAAAUCUUCAACAAUUUAUAAGGGAAUAAAUUGACAAGAUUUCUCAAAACUCAAGGGAAGUUUCGUAACAGUAACUCGAGGGGAGAGGAGUAUUGGAACCAAAAGUGCUAACGAAAUCGUAGACUCAGAACAUCCUUAAUCCAUUGCAGCACUGCGAUCACGAGAGGUAUUGGUGUGACGAAAGUGGAGGAUCCGUCUGUAAUUAGUGCGCCAUAAGAGAAGCAUGAUAGCGCUCUCAUACUACUACAAAAAGGGGAAAAGUGGGGAACAGCGACGUGCCACACAAUGGGUUAAAGAGCUAUUAAUCCGUCAGUAGGCGCGCUCGUUCUAUUAUUAUAUCUUAAGGUAUGAUAGAAGCCUCACUCGCACUGCAGAGACGGCUUAGAAGUUGACUAGCGUUGCAUGAGAGAAAAUCUCAUGCGCGCCUAACGACGGCUUAAUCAGAAAUUAGUUGCAAAUGAUCGCCUCCUCAAAAAUUCACAUCUCGCCCCUGAUAAAAUGUAAAGUCAUGAAAAUAAUGGCAUUCGAUUGACAUAGCAUUUAGCACAAUGCAGGGGAGAGUGGCACAAAAUGAAACAGCGGAGCAUAAGGAAAUUGGGGCAAAAUGAAAUUGUCGAAAAUACGACUGUUUGACACAAUUCAAGCAAAAAAAAUUUUUUUUGUCCACUAUUUUUUUUAUAUAUUGUUGUUUAUUAACUUUUUUU